AGAGUCUAGACUUGGGUCUGCUUAGGUGGCCAGAGCUGACUCGGGUACACAGCGUUCCUCCCAGCUUACAGGAGGUGCUGCUCACAUCAGAGAAAAUCCGAUACUUUGGAAUGGGAGAAUAUCAGAGGAAAGAGUCUGUGAUACGGCCACCGUGUAGUUCCUGGGUAGAACUUACAGAUCUGCCACAACCCAAUCCCCAUUAAGUUCCAGGCCUUUGAACUUUGUUUUGCUGCUCCUCUGCCCCCCAUUCCAAGCCACUACCUCCCCUCCCGCUCCCCGGGUGGAAGUGGCCACAUAAAAGAGCUUUCAGCCAGUUACUGCAGACACUCACGCCAGACACCUUCAGAGCAUUGGGAGAAGACCAGAACUUAACCCAAACACGCAUAGAGACUACUACCAUGAAGCCCUGGGUUCUCCUACUCAACGUGAUCAUCUAUGGGGUUGUGAUGCCUCUGCCUGUGCUGGGAGGCCUCAGGAACAAGACAUUUUUUUCAGUUGGAAGAAGAGUGGUCGAGCAGUGCUGGAUACAGCCUCUGUUACAGUACUGUGAGAAGAGGUGCACUAGAUUACAGGAGUGUUUAUCUCCCAAUCAUACAUGCUGCUGGACCUUCUGUGGAAACAUCUGCUUGGACAAUGAAGAACCCUUUAAAUCCAUGCUAAACCUCUAGGCUCUAGCUGCCCCACCACUGAUGUGGGCUAGAGGAUGCCCAUGUAGUCUAAGAAGAGUGCUGCCUGGCUACCUGUUGAGUUAUUCCCUUGCCCUGGCUGAGGACCAUUCUAUUCUCCCCUUGAUCUCUCUGUCCUGAGAAGUUUCAAGUCUCAGCCAAAUAAACUGACAACCAACCCGA
Messenger RNA from Leopardus geoffroyi (Geoffroy's cat), 848 nucleotides. RefSeq names its product WAP four-disulfide core domain 9 (gene WFDC9). Bases 399 to 668 code for a protein of 89 amino acids. The transcript is spliced from 4 exons. Lineage: Eukaryota; Metazoa; Chordata; Mammalia; Carnivora; Felidae. The record is from RefSeq and is a predicted model, not a curated record.